Molecule: messenger RNA, 3177 nt
Organism: Notodromas monacha
Lineage: Eukaryota; Metazoa; Arthropoda; Ostracoda; Podocopida; Cyprididae
Source: the annotation of a GenBank genome assembly
AUGUACCCAGCCAACAGGAAACGGACGGAGGGAGUAGGCACGGCGGCGCUCUGCUUCCUCAACACUGUUGCAACUGCCUCCGACCCCAUCCUCAUCCGCGUUGCCAUUGGCAGCCAACAGUGCAACACAAUGAUUGACACCGGCGCCUCCCACUCCUUCAUUGAGCAUCAGUGGGCCACCCGUUUGGGACUGUCCUAUAUCCUGACGGAUGUAACGGUGUCCACCGCCGACACAACCAACAUCCGCAUUGCCGCCAAAGUGCAAGUGGACCUUGUCAUACACGAGCGGCCCUACCCAAUGCCACUCUGGGUACUCCAACGCGCAGCCCACCGCAUCAUUGUGGGACGCAAUCUCAUGAGCCAGUUACCCCUCACAAUUGGCCUGGAAGGCAACCGCCUGUAUGUCGGCUACCACUACCACUCCAAACAACGGGCCCAGCCAGCCCUCAUUGCAGGCCAUGGCAUACACUUUGUCGAUGGUACAACGCACGAGCAACAGGGAAUCUGCGACAUCUUGCUCCAGCAUCAAGACGCUGUUUUCCAGUGGUCCGGACGACAGGGAUGCCUCCCCAAGUACACUGUCACAUUGGACACCACAGAUGGGGCACUGCCGGCAUCCCCACCAUUCCGCCAAGCGCCGGACAAACUUGCGCCAUUCAAGGAGAUCAUUGCAGAAUACGUCCAGGCCGGGAUCAUUGAGCCGGCAAAGUCCCCCUACAAUUCACUGGCGUUCCUCACGCCAAAGAAAAAUGGCCAAUUGGAUGCUCCUGCCGUACAGCAAUGGCGACUUGUUGAAGACUACCAAAAACUCAACACCUUGCUAGUCCAGGACAACUACCCAAUGCCAAUAAUCCGCGACGUCCUUACAGCCCUGGACAAGGCCGGGGCGGCUAUCAACAUCGCCAAGUCCACCUUCCUUGCCACCCAGAUUGAGUUCCUGGGACUAAUCAUUGACCAAACUGGGGCACGGCCAGCCCCACACAACCUGACCACGGUAGAGCACUACCCUUGUCCUAGCACAACGAAAGAGAUGCAGAGGUUCCUGGGUCUCGCAACAUAUCUAUGGGCCCAUGUGCCCCUCAACUUUGCUACGGCGGAGAAAGUGCUGCGCACCACCAUCCCUGCCAAACCUAGCAUGACCCUCCGGUGGUCAACACCAGCUGAGACUGCGUUUCACGAUCUGAAAACUGCAAUUGCCAACGCAGCCCGCCUGGAAUGCUACGACAAACAGCAACCCAUUGAAGUACACACCGACGCCACCGCGACAAGCCUUGGGGCGGUCCUGGUCCAGGCAGCCAACCUACGCCUGGCGGUACACCCGGGACAAUACCGCAAAGUCAUUGAACGCUACCACAUUGACCUCGGGCAUGCACACUGGAAGAAAGUGCUGCACACACUCCGCGCACGCUUUUCCUGGCCCCACAUGCACCACACAAUCUGGUGCCAACUCGUGGACUGCCCCAAAUGCUUUGCGUAUAACAACAGCACAAAAAUCACAGGAGAAGGCAUGACGGGGAUACCUGUGACAAAACCAUUUGACCAACUCUGCAUCGACUUCUAUGGGCCCCUCCCGCAAUCUACCGGGCUACACAAAUAUGCGCUCAUCGCGAUGGACCAAUUCUCCAAGUUCCUGGUUGCCAUCCCAGUACCGCAAGCAGAUACGGCGACGGCCAUUGCCAACAUCCAUACUAUCCUACAGGACACGUGGGAAAGUUCCUCACCAUCCACUCGGACCGCGCCACAAUCUUUAAAUCCUGCGGGGUGCAAACAACACCUUGCGCAUGCCAAUCACCCGGAGGGCAACGGGACAUGCAAACGGGCCAUUCGCACCAUUGGACCAAUCCAGGCAAAACUGGCAAAAGGGGACAGUGCCAACUGGCAUAUCCACUCACCGACAGCCAUGGCCGCAUAUAAUCUCACGCCACAUACCUCGACGGGGGCUACACUGAGCAAAGUCUUCCUGGGCCAGGAUCCACGCAUGGAGGCCGACAAUCACUUUGGCGCAGCUCCGCCAACCGCCGUCAAAACUGAAGCGGUGGCUGGCUAUCUCCAACAACAACAGCUGCAAUCCCUACAGCAGGCUAACCUGGCCAAACACCCCACCUUCUACCCGGGGGAUAUGGUCGCCGUACGCCCAUGCACCGCGUCCACCAAGCUCCAUGCGGCAUCCCGACGUUUUUGCAAACAACGUCUUGGACUGCAUGCGCCAAGACAGUACACUGUCAGCACCAACGCUUGCAUUGCCAUCAUCCCCGCAUGGGAACUACAACCUUGGGGGUACGAGAAACACCUGAAGUUCCUCCGAGCACCAGCACCACGGGAACCGCCGACAGAGACGAAAGAACACCACUACACCCGGCCACACAACCACUCUGACAUGGCAGACCAUGUCUGCAAGCACCUUUAUUGCACCGCCGUCAGGAAUCUGACACGCGGGCCCUGCCUGCUAACGGGGGCCAAUGACCCCACACGGGCCCAGCACACGCCAACAAUCGAUGUCGCUCUCGACACGUCAUGUAGGAAAAAAGUUGUUGCGCAUCAUAUCAACAAUUUAAAUGAUGAAGAAAGGCCUCUGCAAAAUGUAUCGCAUGAACAGCAUCCUUGGACUCCGGACCCCUGCUGGUUCGACCCCGAGAAGAAGAACCGCCAGCAGCAGCCACCCCAUCACUGUUCUUACGGUUUCCCGUUUCAGACGCUACGUUGUUAUGCCCAGAGGGCACCGAACCCGGGUCUCUGUGACUCGAACGAUGUCGUCGGAACUGAUGCUGAUGGUGUUGUUGAUGAUGGUGGUGAACGUGGGACUGACGUUUUUGAUCCGCACCGCGCGAUGCCGGCGACAUCUGCUGGGAUAACUGGGAUCGUCUUCUGUGAUGGGCCCUGGAUUUUGAAUGAUCUUCCAUAUUCAAACACGUCAUGUUGGAUGUUUGCUUUCAAAUCCAAACUCGGAAUACAUUCCAAAGAAACCCCCCUUGAAAAAAAACUGACCCAGGAAUGUCCAUCCUACCCAGGUGACUUGAUCACCCGAGGAAAAAUGGUCCAUGAUAGUGAAAGAGGUGAUGAAAAGGCAACUGGCGGCCAGGAAGAGGAGACACAGCAUGGCCAGACUGUCGAGGAAGAACUGUUGAAAAAUCCGCGAAAACGUCCCUGGCUUGACCCCCGUCAUCGUCAACGACGCUGA